Molecule: messenger RNA, 8080 nt
Organism: Caenorhabditis sp. 36 PRJEB53466
Lineage: Eukaryota; Metazoa; Nematoda; Chromadorea; Rhabditida; Rhabditidae
Source: the annotation of a GenBank genome assembly
AUGUCGCGGACACCGUCGCCGUCUUCGUUGUCGGCGUGCGGGCCAUCUUCGUCGACUGUCGCCGUGCCGUCGUCGCCGAGCAGAAGUGCGAAGACGUCGGUGGCAUCCUCGACGCGGAGCGAUUCGGACAACGUCGUUCCCGAGCACAAGCCCUCCUCCACAUUCUCCAUCGGACGGCUUCUGUUCAGAAAUAGCAGCAGCACUAAAAGAGGUUUCAAUCUGAGAAUUUUGUUUAUAUAAUCUUUAGAGGUUCAGAUUCAGUGGACUCGGGAAAAGACGACGAAGCUGUGCGUUCUCCAGCCACGAGCAGGCCAGGAUCCCCGAAUCCUGGAGGAGAAAAGUCCCCGCAGAUGUCGACGUCGAAAAGACUUGCUGGAUUUGCGAGCAGGUAGGAGGAGUUCGUUCUGGAGCACCCGACAGUUGGAACAAAUUCAGAUCGAUCCGAAAGAGUCAAUGGCGUCUCUUCAAGCAUCGGACGUUCUUCGGAUCGCAGCGGAGCAGCAUGAAGAAGAAUCAGCUGUGAGUUUUGAUGUCUUCUUUGAAGGCACAUGGGGCAUGAUGUCUUGUUAUCAGUGACGCACGCCUACAAUCCACCCGAAUCUUCUGCCCCUCUCUCGCUUUCACUUUCUCUUUCUGGUCUCUCUCCAGAAUUCAUUUUUCUUCGGAUUGUUUUCCAAUCCGGGCUCAUUGCUGUCCAAAAAGACACUGGCUUCUGGAUAUUUUUCUGAUUUCCCAGUGUUUUCCGCUCAAAUGACAUCAUUUCUUUCUCCUUUGAUUUUUGCAUCCUUCAGUUGGUUUCUCUUGAACUCUUUCCACAAAUAUCUCAUUUCACUCUCCAGAAGCCUCCGGCUCUUUCCCAUUCUCAGCUCUUCUCGCCUCCCAACUCAAAUCGUUUCCCAUGAGUUUCCGGGCCAGGUCAGCUGGGUUCCCAGCUCACGUUGUCUCGUGUUUUGCCGCCCACCGAUACCAGACACCUUGCUCGUUCCGAAUAAUUCAUCACAUAUCGCCCUCAACUUUUGCCUGUCUCGUGCCAUGCCAUGAAUUCGCCGCUUCUCGAUGGCCUUGCGUGUGCUUCUGUUUUUGCGCCUAAAAUUUUGCAUUGUUCUUCCUCCCCUUCUCCUUCUUCCUUCUCCCGUUUUCCAGUGUGUGCCUCGUAAUAAUAAUGUGGGCUCCGAGGGUCUCAUGCUCACGAAAGAAAGCAAUCCAGAAUCCGUUUGAAUUCCAGCCAACUGCCACGCCUCACAUUACGACAUCCGUCGAUCGACAGCUCGGCGAUGCCAUUGCAGCUCGACGUCGACCAGCCGAAUCCAGCGGUUGAAGGAGUCGGCGACGAGUUCCUGCAGAUCCGACGGAGCACGCAAAGGAGAUGGACCGACUCGGACACUACGGUAGGUUGGGGGGGACUUCUUCUGAUCGGAGACGUAUCAAUCAGAAGGGAAUGUAGUGAUGAAGUGGCACUACUACUACAAUACUUGUACUGACAAAUCAGAAAAGCACGAGAGGGAAACGCCCAUUCGUUCUCGCACAUGUUCCUCAUUUCCGGAGUUCCUCCGCGUUUUCGAAAUCUAAAAAUAGUUUCGUCCGUUUAAUUAUCUGUUUCCACUUCAUAAAUCAUUCAAACUAAUGUUCGCAACUAACCGAAUCAUAGCCGUGCUCGUUCCUUCUUCUUCUUCUUCUUCUUCUUCCCUCUCUAUCUCUUCUUCUUCUUCUUCUUCUUCUUCUUCUGCCAGUUCGUUCGUGUUUACUCCUCUUCCUGCUAUUCAUUUUCUUCGCUUCUACCACCAUUCGGGUCCGUCCUGUUGUGGUGGCUCUGCGGGCACAGAUUAGAUUAGUGCACAGCACAAGCGUAUCUGUAUCUAUUUUUGGUCCCUUCUCGGCUCCUUCUGCGGCCCCCACCAAGGAGGAGCUCUUGUCCUCUUGGCACUGUGUGUUCCAACUCUGAAACAUCGUUUUCUCCAAUCUCCUUCUUCUUCAUCUGAAUCUUCAAAGCUCACGUCAUUUAUUUUCUUCUUUCUUCUUCUCAAGAGAGCCCUCGAAGGCCUCUUCGUUUGUUCCAAAAUCGGCGGAGAAAGCAAAGAGAUUCGAUUCGAAAACUUUCCUUCGCCAUUGGUCCUUCCGAUUCGUUCCCAUAUGAACCCGCAUGACGUGUUCCUCCCCUUCUUCUUCUUCUUCUUCUUCUCACUUUCUUCAUUAUUCAGAUUGCAUCUCUAUUUGUCGCCUCCGAAUGUCUCUUAAAUGCAAAUUACAUCUGGUGACGUGUUCCCCAACGUUGCAUUCAUCGUUUCCCUCACAAGGGACCGUCUGAUGUCUUCUUCAGAAUCAUUCUUCGGUGAUAAUUAUGACAUGAAUGUACUAUUAGUCAAAGUGACGAGAUCAAGAUCACGCGAAUCCUAAGAUCAUGAGAGUUUCUGUCAACAUACCAAAAAGAGAGCUGUCUUUUGAGGGGAAAUUGUAUGUGAGAAAGAGAGAGAGAGAGAGAGAGAGAGAAGGAAAACGAGCGGGUUCUUCUUCUCGUUCUUCCUCUCCAUCUUCAUCUUCUCUGACAAAUAAGGGCUCUCCUCUUUUGCUCCGAGGUCCCUCAAAACUAGUAGCCAUCCGGCUCUCUUUCUCUCUCUCUCUUUCCGGCCGUCCCUCUUCUGCUGACAGACAGACAUUGCCCGGUGUGCUCCGGAGAGCUCCAGCUCAAUUUGCUCAUUUUCAAAUCCCAUUUUGAAUGAAGAGGAAGAGGCAAAAGAAAGAGGAGAAGGCGGAAAAGAGGGCCCGCCGGUGAGAAGGGAGAGCAAAACAUUCUGUAGCGCCAGGAGAGCAGAAGAGUCUCUUUUACUGGUCCCGCGACUAAUGAGUAUGCAUCAUCCAUCCAUCCAUCCAUCCUUCCGUCCGUCCGUCCGUCCGUCCGUCCGUCCGUCUGUCGCACCACUUCUUCCAUCGGUCUAUCCUCAUUUUCACUUCAUUGUCAUCACUUUGGCGGCCCCUUUCGGCUUGUUCCACUUGUUUUUCGGUGAAUUCUGCCGUCUUCGGAAGCAGCCAAUUCGAGUAGAAGCGGCCGAGCACAUCACCUAAUGUGGUUGUCGGUCCCGUCCGGGAGAGGUAACCCGAUACGUGCAUGCUCUCUCGAUGCGAAAAUGCGCGUCGCCGUCGAUUCUGGAGGCAGUGUCCGGAAACAUCCGAGUCACUGCGCCGCCGCUUCCUGUUUCAUAGGUUUAUGGUCAACUUGACACUCGGCUGCCAGCCACAAACUAUUGCUUCUUUCUCCCGCUCUCCGUCCGUGACGUCACGCUCGCUCAUUUUGUAUUGUAGCCGUUGCUCUCGUGUGCCGAUGCCACGUCACAACUGACGUGCACCCUUCGAUUCGUCUUCUUCAGUUCGUACCUGCCCCCGUGCAAUCAUCAUUUGCAUGUAUUCGUUGCAUUCGUGAUCAUCUCAACAUUUCAUUUACAUUUCAGUUUCGCUUCCGUUUCUUUUUUGUCUCCUCCCUUUGAGGCUUCUCGUGGAAAUCCGAGAUGAAUUCUUGACAAGGCGAAGGAGAGAUUAAUAGAAAGAGAAGCGAUGUGAUCACGGGAACUUCCCCACAGUCUGCAUCCAUCCGCCACUUAACAGCAUCGGAACUUCUCCAUGUUCGCCUCUUUCUCUUUUUGAUUGCCAUUUCCUUUUCCCCCGCUCCGUUUCUCUCGGUAUUUCGUCCGUCCACACUCUCUCGCCCUCCCAAAUAUGCCUCGAUUGUGCAUGAUUCCGCAGAUUGCCUCCAUCUCUUCUCCUUCAUAAUCGCGAAUUUCCUUCGUGCCGCCUUCCUCGCCGCGGACAAUGAUUUUUGUUAUUUUCCCACCGUCCGCCCGCCCGUUUUCAGCUCUCACGGCCCGCAUUCAAAUGUGUGGUUUGCGACUCCGAAAGCUCAAAAGAGAGAAGAAGCAGAAGUAGAAGAAGAAGAUGCAAUAUUGUCAGGUUUCUCCUCAAAUUGCCUUCAACUUAUUGUGCAUUUUUCCGUGUUUGACUCCAGUCUUGACUCAUUUCAGCUUUAGAUCAAGAUUUACAAAUUUCCUUUUCCACAUCUUCCCCGUGGAUGUUCACUCAAUCGGCUUACGUUCCCGUCUGAUCCGGAUAAAACCACCGUCGCAUCAGUCCAUCUCUAGACCUCCCGAUUUCCUUACGAAAACCACCUGGAAAUGCGAAAUUGGAAUCUGCUCUCCCUCAUGUUUUGUGGCCGUAGUGCUCCGGCUUCAACUACAUUUCUCAGCUUGACUCCAAUAUUUCUGACUUGAACAAUUCAUUCCGUUUCCAUCGAAAUCGUUCUGAAUCCCCCGAGAAGCAACGGAAGUUUUCCAGAAUAUAAUGCGCUACGACGGCUUGCUCACUCAUCUAAUAGGCCUCUCGGCUCGUUGUCUUCUCAUUAUUUUAUUAAAAAGCCAAUUAAAGUGUGCCCCUUCUCGUCGAACUUUGCCGGUGCGGGGGCCUCUCUCCUUGCCUGGUCAUCAUCACCAUUCCCAUCAUCAUCAUCUAUCCAUCGGGAAGCAGAGUCUAAUCCUUUGAGGGGCGUGGCUGCUGCUCGCGCGUGCUCCCCGUAUCAGCUCCUCCGAAGCCAGAGAGUAUCGGUCGAGAGCCCCUCCCCGUGCUCUGUAGCUCGGUGAUAUCACUGCAGGUGUCUGCUGACUAGUCCCAUUAAUUAUUUGCCGAUUGAGACACCGCGUCUCAGUCGGACAGUCUAUCCACAAUUCAGCACAUGAAGAUGUUUCUUUUCCGCAAAAAGAAGGUACGUCGCGAAUCCACAGUCGUUCCCCGUGCUCAUCUUCUUCUUUGUCUCUCGUUGAAUUCACAACUAUCUCCGAAUCUUUCAGGGCCGUCUUCGCGAUUCGCGUGAUUCGUCGGAUUUCAACGACUCGCAUGACACGCUAGACGUGGCCGGGACGAGCGCGCACGGCGGAGGCGUCGCCGAUUCGUCGCACCACCACCACCACCACAACUAUUCGAUGACGGCGCCGGUUUCUCCGAACGUGCCGUUGUCGGCCAGCAGGUAUGUUCCUCCCCCUCUCAUCGUCCGCCGAAAGGAAGAAGCCCUUCCUGCACGCCGCCUCAAAUCCGCAGUUUCUCUCGUUCGCCCACGCUCAUAUAACGCCCUUCCUGGAGCGAUAAACAAACGGAUAAUUGGCUCCCGCGGGACAGUCUCAGACUGUUUUCCUUCUUCUUUUUCUGGCUCAAAAACAACUGAAAAUGAAAUGAGCCGCCGGUGAAAAUUUUUGAAUCGUGCGGAUUCUUGCGGGGAUAAAUAAGGAUUCCUGGGCUUUUCCAGACUUUUUGACGUACGAGAGAGAAAGCUUAUUUAACGUGAAUAGGGGAAAUUUCCAAACUAGAAAGUAGGAAUUCUCACAGACAUCAGCGCUCCGAAACACAGAGAUCGGGGUCACUCGAGACCACUGAUUGUGUCCCCUGAUGUCUCCGAAUGGGGUCGAAACCACAGAUUCCAGUCCGCUUAGUCAUCUCGUUUGACAGCUGAAAUCCGGCUAUCCAUCAUCGAAACUUUCUGCUCGGGAGCAGCUGCAACCGCGGUCAUCUGACAACCUCAGUCCAAAGUAUCGGUGCGUUAUUUCAGUUCACAUUCUGAAGGAUGGAAGUAUUCUUCGCAAAAGUUACUCUGGAAACUGAAGCCUAAAUACGCGUACUCGCAUGCCAGCUCGACAUCUUCUUCUACAGAUUCUGCGUGGAAGUCAUUGGUAUUCCAAAAUUAAAAUAGCACAAAGCAACUCGAAUAUUUUGCAGGACAGCAUGACGUGGCGGUCCGUGGACGGAGCAGAAGUGGUCCUCCGGGGCGCCCGUCUCGAGAAUCUCUCCGAAAUCGAACGGUCCGCUCUGCAACUGCUUGCUGCCCAACGACUCGGGAAAAUGUUGCCAGGAGUCAGUCUCGGGAAGCCAAAAGGUGGGAGGAGUUCUGAGGUGCAAGUCACCCGUCUCAUUCUAGAUCCAUUGUCAGCUCUUCGUCAAAAACGUCAAAAACUCGUGAAAAGCAACCGAACGCCGACUGUGGCGGACGUGCAAAGACGGGCAUCGGGGACUCCGUGUCCGGAGGAGAAGCGAGUGUUCGGAGUGUCGCUGGCGAUGUGCAUGGUAAACGAGAAGAGGCUGGACCAGGAGAGCCGAUGUAGGUCCCUCGAUGAUUCGACCGUCUGCAUGCUCAAUAAGUAAGUGCUUCUCCAUGUCUCCCAUCUUUCACACUUUUCCUCGUUCAGAUCGAAAGCGAAGCCGACUAAAUCGGAGCCCGAGAUAGUGAGCCACACGACUCCGGACGACCGCAAGUGGCUGUACCCUUCCACUCAGAACCUCUAUCCUUCCUCCGCUUCCAACCCUUCUUCCCCUUCACCGUUUGUUGGCUCCGCUCCUCCCACUUGUUCGAUUCUCCCCUCCACGAAUAAUUUGCUCACCGCCGAGCCCGUGGAGCCUCAGCAAGUUACCGGCCGUUUUCUGAAGAAGCAGCGUCCCGCUUCCGCCUCUUUCUCGUGUUCCCUCGAUGCGAACAUAGAUGACGUGGAUCCACACGCGUUGCAAGUUCCGAAGAUCGUUGAGAACUGUACUCAAUAUCUGAUGACCUACGGACUAACUCAAGUCGGACUGUUCCGAGUAGCGGGCAAUACGAAACGCUGCAGACAGCUGAGAAACGCACUGGAGAAGGUGGGCGGCGGGGCUGUGAUCAAUGAUAAUAUGGUGGAAAACACGACGGCGCAUGACGUGGCAACACUCCUCAAGGAAUACUUCCGAGACCUCCCGCAGAGUCUGCUGCCUGCCGAGCAUUACUCCGCCUACAUUGGAGCAGCGAGUGAGUCUAAAAAAAGCAUGUUGAAAGGAUAAGUGUUUGUGAUUCAGAGUUCAACAUUGAAGAACGGAUCGAGGCAAUCCGCCUACUGUUCGCUCUCCUCGUCUCGCCGAAUCUCGACACUCUUUUCGUACUUCUGAAGUUCCUCCACGAGGUUUCUUGUCAUUCACAAGACCGACAGAGUGCAUCCGGCGAAGUGGUCAGUUGACAUCGCAAGGUGUUCCCAUUUUAACUUAUUUAUUUCAGCUCUACGGUAACAAAAUGGAUGCUCGCAAUCUGGCCACUAUAUUCGCACCUUCCAUCCUUCGAGUCGAUCAUGAUAAACUGCAAGAGACACUGGCAGAGAACGAACUACAAGUGACCAUUGUGGAGACGAUGAUCAGCAAUGUGGAGGAGAUAUUCAAGGUAUUCCGUUUCUUCCUAGACACUUCCAGAACGAAUCUCGUUCCAGAUUCCAAAGGAACUUCAAUGUAAAAUAUACACAAAACUUCGCGAAACAGAGCCAGACCGUCUCGAUCGCAUCCUCAAUCAUCUCUCUAAAAUGGACAGCCACGAAUCGCACCCGGGAGUUCUUCUCUCUCCGUUUCCCGCCACUCUUGAAGAGGACUCUCCACGUCAUCACCGUUAUUCCGAUCAUUCGCACAUCGGAAGACAGAGUCCCUUGGCCAGAGAGCUCACUUCGAACGGAAAGGUGAAGGUCCAGUCGCAACGUAGUGGGUCCUGGCCCUUCUCCCUCACGAAGACGCAGACGAGUCCGAACCGACCGGAUGCGCAGCACUUCUUUCCUGCCGACUCGCAGGACGGAGCCGGUCCGAGCCAAGAACCGACGCUUCCGACGAGCACGAAAUCAGUGGCCACGACUCCGGCGCUGGGCCGGAAGAUAGAGUUCAACUUGCGGACAGCCGAAGACUCCGGUAGAGAUUCGGAGUUUUGCUCGGAUGAAAUCACGUUCGGAACUGUCUCGCAGCCGGAAACUGUCCGUGAAAGGGCGGAUACAACGGCGAGCGCGUCCGGAGUUCCGAGCAGUUCUUCUUCGAAGAAAGCCCCGACAAUGGCCUCACUUCAAGGUAAUUCAGAUCGUUCUCUGCCCAUCCAUCUUUCUCUUUAGGCGCCACCACCUCCAAAUCAGUGGACGCCCGUUCUCCGUCGCGCGAACGAGUUGACAUCCGAAGCGCCGCCCGUUCGUCGGCCGCUGCCGCCCGCCGCCGCCUCCGCAACGUCGUCCGUGCUUUUCGCUUCACUUCGAUGACUCGCAGCACUCCAGACAUUGCACAAUCGUCGUAG